This is a messenger RNA of Porites lobata, 9531 nucleotides long. Lineage: Eukaryota; Metazoa; Cnidaria; Anthozoa; Scleractinia; Poritidae. The record is from the annotation of a GenBank genome assembly.
GACGCGCGCUUUUUUUUUUGGAGAAUAUUUGAUCGAAAUGUGAUUUUCGUUUGAUUGCUCUUCGAGUAAGUUCAAUAUGGCCCAAGAGCGAUCCAUUCCAGGAUGCCCUUGGGCAUUCGCUGACGAUAUGAGAGCAAUUAUUGACAAGAAAGAAUUCAGGUUUGUAAUGAACUAAAUAUCACGUUUGUUGUUCAAACUUGGCAACUGGUUGUUUGUCUUUUAUUUGAUCGUGACAGGUAGUCAUUGACAACUUGCCAAGUCCUUGCCAAAAUUAACUUUACUUAAAUCUUAAAUCUUCACAUUCUCAUUGUAAGAUAAAUUUGGAUUGUACUCGAAUUUAUCUAAAUAUCAAAGGUGAGAAGAAAGAGUGGGCUGUGGGUAAUUAUCGAGCAAGACAUUAUUAACAGUCACUGUCAACCGUUUAAGAGGUAUUUUGAUCAAUACAAAUUACUAAAAUAAGAAAGAACACAGUGUAUGUGAUCUUGUUGUCAAUGAUUAAAAGCCAUAUUUUUCAUAUUAUGUACUGUCUGCAGUGAUGUGAAGUUCAUUGUCGGAGCAAACAGAAAAGUAGUUCGAGCCAACAAAGCAAUACUAAUGGCUAGGUAUGUAAGACAUCAUGAGUGUAACUAAUCGCUGAUAUUGUUAGGCCCAGUUCAGACGCCAUACAUCAGGUGAACUGAAUCAAAUUCAGUAAAUUAAGUUCGUGUCAAAUACAGCGUCUAAACCAAUUAAAAAAUAUAUCGAAUUGAUCAUGAAUGUGGAUCAGCUCAGCUGGGUUUGUGGACCAGCGUUGAUUCAGAUCAGGGGCAUCCAAUGAGAAUAUAGUUCAAAACCACUUAAACAUAGCAUUGUUGAAUGUAUUUUAGUAUUUAAACGUUAGAUAGAGGCAUAUUUUUAUCCCCAAAAAAUUUUUCAUCUGUUUGGAUUUCCUAGCUGAAAGUCUAGUGAUCCGAAAAUUUUAGGUAUAAAAACUUACCUUUUCGAAAAUUUCAGCCAGAAAAAAGGCUCCCGAAAAUUCUAGGUGACCUUUUUAGAGUAAAAAUGCAUUAAAAAUGGGCAAUUAUACCAUUUUUUAGAUGUUCGAAAAUCCUAGGGGAGGCAGGCAAGCAAGAAAUUUUACAAAAAAUGUUCCGAAAAUUCUAGAUCUCAAAUCGUCUUCCGAACAGAUAUUUUCUGAAAAUUGACGUUGGGUGCCCCUGUCAGAUGCUGGACUUUACAUGAGUCAAACCAAAAGCAAUGAAUGCAUAAUUUUUCAUGCAUGACUGAAAUGCAUAUUUUUCCCCUUUUGAAUUUAUGAUAGUUCUAGUAGGCUGUCGUAGUUGAUUAGAAGUCUGAGUGACAACCAAAUUGUCAUAACUUGGUCUAGGAGUGAUCGAGGAUGAUGGAGGUUUGACUGCGUAGUAGUCUGAGAAAACAGCUAACAUUUCACGAUGUUACUGCUGGUUUCCCCCAAACCCCCAAAAAGAUGUCUAAGGAAAAACUGCAAAAAUUCCACUCUGGUGAUGUGUCACGACCCAGGUCUGGGUUGUGCUUCUGAUUGAUUGAAACUUUGUAAAUUUCCUUCGCGGCCUUACCAUUCAAAAGCACCACCCAGAUCUGGGUAGUGACACUUUAUUUCUGUGCUUUUUCUCCUCAGAAGUCAUUUUGUAGGGAAACCAGCAGUGACACCAUGAAAUGUUGGCUGUUCUUCUCAGACUAACUGUGUUGUCGACUUGUGUGAUAAGCUGCUGCAGCAUGCAAAGAAAGUAGUGUCUGAUAGCCCGGGGCUAGUGUAUUUUCUAUCAGGCUAGUAAAUUCUGUUCUUAACUUGCCUGAUGGGCAAGGGAAGUUUUUUGAGGAAUUCAAAUUACAAAAGAACUGUGAAAUCAAUUCUGCUCAUCAAAAAGUUUUUGGGGCUAGUUGAAAUGACGUUUGGGCUAAAUGUAUCCAUUCUUUAAGUUAGAAAAUAGCCUCAAAUGCUUUCGUUCUUUGAAAGAUUUCGUUGAUUUACAACAGUUACAAAAUCUCGAUCUUCAGUGGGCGAGACUGACACGCAUGCUGCCGGCUGCCUUAUGUCUCGUAAAGGAAUGGAUAUUCAUAUUUAAGAAUGGCAAGCUGUAAAAUGACUUUCUUUGCACUCUGUAGCUGUCAUUUUUUUCUAUUGGUCACUAAUUCCACCUGCAAUAUUCUUAACAGAUAAGUACUUAGUUGUUCACCCCUUCUCUUUUAAUAAAGGUGUGAAGUUUUCAAAGCAAUGCUGUUGGAUCAAAAAGACAAUGCCAGACAGAAACCUGAUCAACAGGAUGUACCGCUUGUUCUGGCCGAUGUCACACCUGAAGUCUUUAUGUCUCUUCUGGAAUUUCUUUACACCAAUACAUGCACUUUGAACAGUAAAAACGUGAGUCUGCUUUGUUCCUUUGUCCUUGUGGGGGAGGGUUGGUGAGUUUACACAAGAAGGCAACUUCCCUUCCUCCCCUCCCUUGGGAUCAAUAUUAGAUAAUUAAACAAAUAAGACCACUGUUUUCAUGAUUUUUGUAAAUAUUGUAAAAUGAUCCUUGCUUAAAACUGGAAUGGGCAAUUUUGGACCACCUGAAAAUCUAGCCUGUAUAGCAGGAGCAUGAAAAAUGUUGUGGGACUUACAGUGUGUCCAGCGAGCCCCAGUCUUUAUAGCUCCCUAAAUUUUUCAUGUUCCAAUCUUUCAUUUUUCAUGUUUCAAUCUUACAAAUUUUCACAUUCCAAUCUUACAUUUUUCACGUUCCAAUCUUUCAUUUUUCGCAUUCCCAUCUGUCUUGUACAACCCUCCAAGUUAAAGUUUUUGCUUGGUUGCCAACUCUUUUGGUUUAGGGAGACCCUUUUACAAAUCAAGUCGCCAGCUCCAGAAUUUUAGAUGCCAUGGCGACCAAAAUGGUUACUACUUGGGGGUUGUUGUACCCUAUAUUUUUCAUGUACCUUCACUCUAUUGAAGUAUAAACUUGCCUGAUAAUAAUGUAAUUUUCUUGUAGGUAAUGGAUAUAAUGGGGUGUGCCAUGGAAUACAAUCUGGAGCAACUUCAAAAGGUGAUUUGCUGUGAUUUCUUUCAUAUUCGUCAGCUAAUUUACAUGUUAAACUUGCCACAAGACUACCUCAUGAGUUUUACAGCAGAAUAGCUAUAAAGUGAGCGGACUGAGUUUAUUAGGCCUCAAAGUGGCCAAGGGAACGAUUGAGUAAUGAGUGCUCAGGGCUCGAAAAGAGUGCCGUCUGGAGGUCUGGGGCGAGUAACUUUUAAAACUCUCUCACAUCCUCUAACAAAAUCAUUAAUUAAGACAAGCAAGAAGCUAAGUGUUCCCAGGAAAGCACUGGAAGUCAAGUUUAGUUAGAUAGAUAGAUAUUCUGUUUACUUCACCCACUUGCAGCAAUAACUGAAUUGUUGGGGAAGGUCAUUGUCAGAAAGUUUCAGUAACAAACAGGCAGCCACUUGUAAAAUGGUUUUUGUCCUUAUUUUUUCGCACCAAUUUACGUUAAUUGUAAACGUUGUAAACCUUAAUCAAAUCAUCAAAAUUAAAGAAUUAUCUGGUAAAACCAAGUUGAUGUCCAUCAUGGAAGUUGGACCCACAGCUUCUGUAUUCCUCAAGCCCAGUGGAGGACCACAUGCUGGAAAACAAAACCACACUCAAAAAUACUAAAAUGAUGGAUUUUUGUGUGGAUAUGUGACUCCACUCAUCAAUUUUGAAACCCUGGCUGACUUUUUCUUUUUGUUUUGGUAGAUUUGUGAGCAGUUCAUUGGUGAAACACUGGCAAUAGAGACAGCCUCUGAAGCUAUGCAGGUUUGUAAAUGCAUAUGUUUUAUAGUUGGUUCAAAUAUUACUCCCCUCGCUUCAAACAUUAUCAUGCAUUAUCAUACCCCUAAACAACCAACAAUAUAAUAAUAUUUGACACUCACUCACUCAACCUCUUCAUCCUAACUUGGACAUAAGGCCUUCAUAUGUUGACACUCAACCCCAUCCUGGGCCCCUGCGCUCCUAGGCAGGCUUUGGGACAGCCCUCCAAGUUGGGACCAUUUUGGCUAACCCUAAAAUUUUGGAGUUGGCACAUUUGACUAAACCAAAAGAGUUAAAUUUUUUAACUUUGAGGGUUGAAGGGUAAAAUUUACUAACAACAUGGAAAUCACAUGGUUAGAAAAUAUUACAUGUAUCACAUUUGCAUGUAUAUAGAUCCCUUGUUAGCUCAGUUGGGAAAGUGCCGGUCUGUUGAGCAGGAGGUCGUGGGUUCAAACCCUGGCCAGACCAACACUCAGGGUCUUUGAAUAACUGAGAGGAAAGUGCUGCAUCUAGUAUUCUUGGAUAAGAACGAAAAGCAGUGGGUUCCGUCUCACAGCACUUACACUUAUCUGGUUUUCAUGGGAUGUAAAAGAACUCACAUCACUGUUGAAAAAGAGUAGGGGACAUAGACCCUGGUGGUGUGGCCAACCUUUCCUGGGCUGGGUGGGUUCUCUGUAAGGAGAGAUUUUAAUAUAGGGAUAGCGUCAGUCAUGAUCCCCCGUCAGGAGUCGUAAUGGCCACCUGUAGACAGUGUAUGUACGUAUGUAUACGUGUGUUACAUGUAUGCACAUGUAUGCGUUUUUUGUAGUGUGUUUUAUUUAUUGAGCCCAGAUGGUUUGCCAGAGACAUCUUUACCAAAACAUUCAUGCACAUAUUCUUCUUUUUGUGUAGAUCGCUGUUACUUAUGGACAGGAAGAGUUAAGAGAACGUUGCUUAGAAUUCAUUGAAGAAAACACCGAGAGUGUUUUCAGAACAAAAGGUUUUCACGAGUUGUCGGAGGAGGCUUUGGCACAACUACUCCAAAGUGAUAAGCUGAUGAUGGAUGAGUUGGAGGUUCUUGCAGCCGUGAGGGAAUGGGCCACAGUCAAUUCUGUAAGGCACAAACGUUUUAGGAAGUGGCACCCAACGGCAAUUGUUGGAAAAUAUCUGUUCGGAAGACGAUUUGAGAUCUAGAAUUUUCGGAAAAUUUGUUGUUAAAUUUCUUGCUUGCCUGCCUCUCCUAGGAUUUUCGAACCCCCCCAAAAUGGUAUAAUUACCCAUUUUUAACGGAUUUUUACCCUAAAAAGGUCACCUAGAAUUUUCGGGAGCCGGCUGAAAUUUUCGAAAAGGUAAGUUCUGAUCCCUAUAAUUUUCGGAUCACUAGACUUUCAGCUAGGAAAUCCGAACAGAUGAAAAAGUUUUAGCGGAUAAAAAUAUGCCUACAUCUACUGUUUAAAUACUAAAACGUUUAACAAUGCUAUGUCUAAGUGGUUUUGAACUAUAUUCUCGUUGGGUGCCCCUGAUUAGGGAGCUGAAGCAACAACGACAGUGACGGCUACAAAAACAUCACUUAACAUCACUCGGUUAUUCCAUUUCGUUCUCUCAAACGUUGGCAAAUUUUUGUGGCGUUGAAUUCCAAAAAAACUGUAUAGAAGAUCAAGAAAAUUUAAAGAAAGUCGUUUUCUUGUGUUCACGUCCUCGACAAAACGUAAAAUUAGCCACUUUCACGUCGUAGUCGUGCAGUGGUGGCAGAGAAAUGUACCAAAAAUCGUGAUGCACGUGCAAAGUUGUUGUUUUGUUGAUCUAAACCUAUUGCUUUUUUGCCGUUUUCGUUGCCGUCGCCGUCAUCGAUGAAUUAUUAGGGAGUUUUCGCAACGACGACGGCGACGGCAGCGAGACCGUCAAAACAGCAAUAGCUGUAUUAAGAAAAACAACAGGUUUGCACGUGCAUUACACUUUUCUGUUCAUUUCUUAGCCGUUACUGCACGAUUACGACGUGAAAAUGCCUAAUUUCACGUUUUAUGGAGGAUGUAAACAAGCGACCGCGAAAUUUUCUUUCUCUUUCUUAACUUGAAUGUGGUCCCCAAGAAAUCAACUUCUAGAAAAAUUUGCCUACCUUAGACAUUUUCAGCGAAUUGGAAGAAACGCGAAAAAGUUUGAAAAAACGCCAAUUCAUUUUAAAAGUGACGUUUUCGUUGCCGUCGCCGUCGUCGAUGCUUAAACUCCCUAUUAACUUUGUGCAUACUACUUCGAUCUUCCAUCAGAUUUGCACUCCUCAAGUAAACUUUUAUUCUGAUUAGGUUAAAGGAGCUGUGUCACGAAAUUUAUCAAAAUUCAAACGGUGAGAACUGCCACCAAACGAAAAUGAAAAAAACAUUGCUCAAGUUAUUAAAAUAGUGAAUAAAUAACACAACAAAUACAAAAAGAGACGAAUGGAAAAACUGGAAGAAGACUAAAACGGAUUGCAAUUGUGCUUUUUGAAAACCUGUUCGCCUAAAAGGUUUUCAAAGUUCAUUUUUGUUGCUUGUGACCUUUGGUAUAAUGGCUCACGAAGCUGAUAUUUUUCAUUCACGAGUAAUUUCUCAAGUUUCAAGGCCGUUCAGCGAAUAAGGAUGAGUAACUGGCAUUGCUUUUUUAAAAAAAACUGAACUAGCCAACCGUGACACAGACCCUUUAUACAUCUUUUCUGCUUACGUGUACGGGCAGGCGGACGUAUUGUGAUGUGUAUAUAAAAGGCGGCAACAGAUGUGAUGCCUGGUAGUCUAUCCAUUUCUCCGGGACUAUAAAGAGACAGCAAUCUACUCGUAUACAGCUAUUUCGAGAAAGGCUGUCGGAAAAAAAUGUGCACGCGACAAUCCCGAAAGGUGAUAUGGGAUAUGAUCAAUACCACUGUUCCUGACACUGAAGUUGUCGAAACUACUUUUAUUGAUUUCGUUUAGCUCUUGCAAACAUUCGUCCGGCCUUUUCGUGCCAUUCUUUCAAAUUCUUUUGAGGAACAGUGAACUCAAAACCACCCAAAUACCUUUCGGGAUCGUCGCGUGAACUUUUUCCCACAACCUUUCUCGAAAUAGCUGUAUACGGCCACAGAUACAUUCAGUACGUAUGGUCCGUUUCUUUUUUGUGUUUCUUAUUACAGGUUGUUCUUGGUAAGUCAGUAGCUGAGGUUGCUCAGAAUGUGAUCAAACAUGUUAGACUGUCAUUACUAACACCAGAAGAACUGAAACAAGUUGAACAAGAAAACGAGAAAGACAAAAUGAUUCCGGUUAGUGCAGGUCUAUAGUCUAGAGUCCUGAAUCUAGCCUGCGUAGCGUUUGUGGCACCGCAGUUUUAUCGGAAAGCGCACGCGCGAGAAUCAAGCGGUGACGCCGCGAGGGGAAUGAAGAAAACGUAAUACCCGGUAGUGAGACUUUUUUCGCGACUCCGGCUUCCCCGCUCGUUCGUGCGCGUUCCUUACGAAAUUUUAAGUGGAAUAACGGGUUCACGAAUGUUUCAGCUAGAAGGCUUGAAUAAUUACUCAAUAAACUGAAUUAACGCAUAUGCUUCAGGAAAAUGCCGCGCGGCUUACUGUCAAUUUGAUACCUCCUCGAGAGGAAGUUCUCUUUCUUGCAGUUUUAAAUCUAUUCAUACCAUCUGUUCACACCAGUCUUUAUUUUCGUUCUAGAUUAAACAAAUUUCCGAAGCGUGGAAAUAUCAUGCGCUGAGGAAAUCGCCCAAACAUGGCGCCACAGUCCCAAGGCCACGUCCGCGCAGAGGAACCAAGCCACGAGAAAUGUACACAGAGGUCCACUAAGUCCAUUCAUAUCCUGAGCCUCUGGAAAUAAGGACCAUCGCCAGAUACCGUAAAUGGUUCCUUUCCUCUCAGGCCCUAAGAAGUUGGACCCCAGCGCACGGCGGCGUAAUGAGGCAUUUCCAGAGGAAAGUACUGUUUAAUAGCUUUUAAUGGUUGCGGCUUCCGAAGCCAAUUUACUCAGUCUAGUCAUGGAUUAAGGGACAUCUAAAGUUUCUUUUUCUUUUGUUUCAAAAUGUUUUCAUUCCGUGAAUGGUUAAAACGGUUAGUUUUUAGAGUGGUGUGGUGCCGUCAGUAACGAAACGAAUCGCAGAAAUGUGACUUUUCUCAGCUGAGUCGUUAAAGCAAAUUGGCCGCCUAAGGCUAGGAAUUCAUAAGUUUACCUUUCUCGCGCGAGCCCAUAUCGAAUUCUCUGGGAAGAAGGCUAGGGUUAGCUGUCGAAACGCCAGCUAUUAAAUGUCUUCCAGAACGGUCAACAAUUUACGUUACUUGUCAGCUUAGUUGAUAAAGCUUGUAAUUUUUUUGUUGGGGGUAACUGAUACAAGAAGUAUCAUUUGGUGUAUAAAUCUCCCUCGUGCCAAACGUUAACUGCUACAUUGAAACUCCGAUAUAAAAAAAGUCCCUGUAAUAGACUAGGGACUGGAACAAUACUAUGUUGCUGUCUUUUCACAUUUUUAUUACAACUGGAACGAAAAGUUUUAAUUCCUUAUACUGAAGUGUUUGUACUGGUAUUAAAGUAGUUCACGGAAGAAAUUCGAUCGACCACGAUCGAAAACCUUCUCUCUCCCUCCCCCUUUGGCAAGUUGAUGAUGAUGUACGGGCCAAUUAUAAAGAUCAUAUCCGUUCAGUCAAACUCCACCGAUUGUCCGAUACAAUCUCACUCCAAUUGCUAUUAGGAAUGCGUUCUUCCACGUCAAACGCAGUCACUAGGAGUUUGUUAUAUUGGGGUCUCAUUGUAUUCAACAAUAACCAAGUCAUUGUUCCCUUAAACGUCGGAUUGUGACUUAUCCGGCUUUGAACAUUAUCCACAUAACAUGAAUACCGCGAUGCCAUUUUACUCUAGUUAUUUAACCUUUACAUCGCGAAUUAUUAGGUCAAUGGCAUUAGCUACAUCGGUCUCUGUUUGUAACAAGCAAAGAUUUCAUAGAGUUCUUGAACAUUAAUUGUAUCGGAUUUGUGGCUUUUUGAACUUACGCUGUCACCUGAGACGCUAACAAGAUCAUUCGUUUUAAAACAACGAUAAAAGAAUGUAGAUUUAUUUUCUCUUUUCUUGCGUGCGUAAUUUCGGUUUCAAAAUAUGCUGUUUAGUUAUCUGAAGAAAAAAAACCCUGUGAAGGAAUCAUCGUAAAAGUGAGACUAACUGUCUGACUUGAACUAAUUUUAGGUCUGUAAGUCGAUAUCAAUACUUUGGCCACAAGUAUUGUUGUCUCCAAAUUUUUAAUAUUCAGAUUUCUCAAAAAACUAGAAGGAGAAAAAACUAAAAUUAGUCUCAUUGUUUGGGAAAAACAACCAAUUUAUUUUCUCUAAAGAAACUAUGAUAUGCCUUUUAACCAAGCAGGUCGUUUAUUGUACAUAUUUCAUAAGAUUUUUUUUCACCUCUAGAACUGAAGAACUUUACAAUUUCUAUUCCUAAAUUGUUCUUUCCAGCUACACGACAAACGUCAACUAAAUGUAAAUUUCUUGUUGUAAGUUAUCUCUAUAGCUACAGGGUUUGAAAUAUCACCAGGUGAGAGGUAACAAUAUCAGUGAUAUUUGUUUCUCGUAGUAGAUUGUUAAAAGGACUUACUUUGCAAACUCUUGUAUUUACUGUUUCCAUUUUCAUAGUUAACAAGUACAGCUGUCGGUUGUGGGUAUCACUCACUGGAAAUUUCUUCUUUAUUUUUUUCUUGCCUUUUUUGUACUUAAGAAAACAAGUGUGAAGACAUUUUUUGAUAACAUUUGAUUUCCAAGUGAAAUUAUUUUAUGUCGUUUAUAUUUGUUAGUUUAUUU